CGGCAUACAAACAUGCUGAUGGAAAGAAGAUUGACAAUCGCAGAGUGUUAGUAGAUGUAGAGCGAGCUCGCACUGUGAAGGGAUGGCUGCCACGUCGGUUAGGUGGAGGUCUUGGUGGAACGAGACGUGGAGGUCCAGACGUCAACAUAAAGCAUUCAGGCCGGGAAGAUGAUAGAAGGCGUGGUGGUGGACGGGAUGAAGAACGCAUGGAAAGUGCAGAUAGAGACCGUGAGAGAGAUAGAGACCGUGAACGUGGUUCAGAAAGAAGGCGUUCCAGAAGUAGAGACAGAGAUCGUGACCGUGAAAGGCGCAGGAGGUCACGAAGCCGUGAUCGUAAGAGGAGACGCUCCCGAUCCCGAGAGAGAGGAAUGCCAGAGGAAGGAGAAGAGAGGGAGAAGCGCCGCCACAGGUCUCGGUCCAGGGAUCGCAAACGUCGCUCAAGGUCACGUGACAGGAAGCAUCGUAGGGACAGGGACCGUGAGAGGAGGGAGCGGGUGCCUGGUGAAGAAGUUGAGGAAGGUGUUGUCAAAAUCAAGCAAGAACCAGAGGAUGAUUAUCCAGAUUAUGGCAGUAACUAUUACAAUAAUUACCCCAUGAAAGAUGAAGAAGAGAGGGCCAAGAAUGGAACCAAGUAUGAGGAGGAGGAAGAGGCCAACAAUGAAAUUGACUAUUAGGCUGGAAAUGUUUGUGAUGUGGAUUUAGGUUUGAUUGCAGAGAUGGAGUGAUAAACACUUUGAACUAAGAAAGUUACUUGUAUACACUGAUGAAAUUGGCUAGGCAUGAAUAUUCACUUUGGAGAGGUUGUAACCUCCUUGUUUGAUUACCAAAAAAAAGAAAAAAGAAAAAAAAGAAUUGUUUACAAGUAUACUGUGUUAUGAAUAUUCAUAGGGUGCUGAUUUCCCCCCCUACAUGUACAGGGUAGAUAAAUAUUUAUGGAGAGAUUGUAAUGUAUAUUUACAUUACAAAAAGGUUUAGAUAGCAAAAAGAUGAUUUUUACUGGAUCUCUUCCCCCCUCCCUCUCCGAUCCAAUUGCAUUUGACAAUAGCACAUUGUAGACAUUUUUUAUAUUCUCAUUGGAAAAUGAUGAUUAGAUAACUGUGUCAAUAGCUAUGUUGUAUUUGUGUAACUAAAGUGUACAAACUUUUGACAAAUGAGUAAAAAUGUAUCUAGUGCACAAUAUGUGCUUUUAAAGGAUUAUCUGUAGUACACAAGACUGACAUGGUUCCAUCAGUGUUUUUUAAGAACAAUGCAAAAUAUAUGGCUUGUGUAGGAUUGAUGGAUUGUGUCUCCAGCGUUUAAUUUCUGAUUACAUCACUUCAAAUGUGAUGGAUAGCUUAGGCACAGAUGAGCUGAGGUACAAAUCCAAUACUGCUUUUAUGAAGCUCAUCAGUCCAUAUUAACAUUAGUCAGAAUUUAGGCCUUCCAUAGAAUAAAGAUGCUAAAGUCUUCUGGAUUAAUGUAGGAAAUGGUGAAAGCAGACUUAGUUAUUAAGCAUUUUAUUUUGUUAUUACUUCUAUCCUUCUUCAUUUUACUUCUUAGACUGGAAAAUUGUAUAGGGAAUUUAAACAAGUUUAUGAUUUUAUUCAUUAUAGAUACUGAUCAUUUCCAUCAAGAAACUGAAAAAAUACAAUUUUUAUUAUUGAAUAAACAACAAAAAGAAAAGCCAAGAUGUUUGAUAACCUAUCUAAAUAACAAUAUCUCUUGUGUAUUUCUUUUCUACAGUACCAAGGAAACUAAAGGCACAUAUUGAAGUGAAUGUUAUCAUCAAUGUUGCCAGGUCAUUUAUGAAUGAUGUCUGGUAGAUAGUACCUGUGUUGCUGUACAUUUGUAUAACUGGUGAAAGAUAUUGGUUGUCCUUCAUAAUAAAACAAGCUUUCCAACAGAUAGGAAAACAUGACUAGGGUACAGUGACAUUAUGUAAUUAAGUACUUAGGGCACUUAAUUUGAAGAUUAUGCUUAAUUUUAAGUUCUCAUUUGUCAAAUAAAGUGUCAUCAUAGA
This is a messenger RNA of Penaeus vannamei (Pacific white shrimp), 1999 nucleotides long. It is a transcript of the gene snRNP-U1-70K, whose product is annotated as small ribonucleoprotein particle U1 subunit 70K. The record is from RefSeq and is a predicted model, not a curated record. Gene Ontology annotation, biological process: mRNA splicing, via spliceosome. Lineage: Eukaryota; Metazoa; Arthropoda; Malacostraca; Decapoda; Penaeidae. Gene Ontology annotation, molecular function: U1 snRNA binding; mRNA binding. Gene Ontology annotation, cellular component: U1 snRNP; U2-type prespliceosome; precatalytic spliceosome.